AUGGCCCCCGCCGUCCUCCCGCUCGAGAUACAGGAAAAAGUGAUCGACGGAGUGCACGACCACCCCAUCUCUCUUCGUUCCUGUUCUCUCGUCUGCCGCGAUUGGCGCAUCCGUGCCCAGUACAAUCUCUUCUCUUCCAUCACGCUUUCACAAGCUCCGUCCAAGGCGCGCUGUCCAGGCGAAAGGCUACGCGAGGUCCUUCUGGGCAACCCUGCUCUCCCCCUCGCCGUCACGUCCCUCACCCUCGAACACGGCGCCCUAUUCAGGUACCACGACGGCUGGCAGCUCCAACAUAUCCCCGAAUGGAUGUCCUUGCUGUUGAAUCUCCGCACUCUCAUCCUUCGAUCUACUCACAACACAUGGUCGAACAUUUCGGACACCACCAUCCGACAUGCCCUCUCGCUCGUCCCCUUCGUCAGCACUCUUGUUCUCGACCAAGUUGCACUGCAGACCCCGGAUUCACUAGUCCUGAGCGCAUCCAUCCCAUCACCAUCUACCGGCGGUACUCCGAUAUCUGAGAUCUCCCUCAAACAUCUUAUUUGCACUGCGUUUCCAAUAACUGUAAACGAAAACCUCAGCAGUCCCAGCCCGCCGCACAUCCCUCGUUUGCUCCGCCGACUCACCGACAUGGGUCUCACCGGAUUGCACACCCUCGAAGUCGGCUGGAGCAGCUCAUGGGGUCCCGCUACGUCUGGAACCGCCAGCGCGGCACCUACUGAGCUUCGCGAUCUGGAGCGAUUUUGCGUCCGAUUCCGCAAGCCCAACGACGCAUACGAUCGGCAAACACAAGGUAUGCGCUCGACACUCCACACCAUCCUCUUCAUGGACUCGUCUACAGAGAACGACAUGCGCGCGACAUUCAGAGCUAUCGCCUCGAGUGCCCGUCUGCGAUCGCUCGGCGUCACCCUCGGAGACACCCAACACGACUUCGUCCGCGCGAACAGCCGCAAAGCCUCCCCGUCCCUCCUCACGUCCCUCUCCGCCCAUCUCUCAGAAACACCCCCGCCCCAUCCCGAUCUGGAGAUCCUCGAAAUCACGCUCGCAGUUCCUCAUCGUUCUCUUAACAGCGCAUGGGAUUCGGCGGCGCGGGAGCUAGCCAGGGUGCUCGGUGACGGCCUGCGGUACCCUCGAUUCUGCCUCGUUCGGCUGCGUCUCUUCAUGCGGGAAGCCGCGGCCCGCGAUGUGCGCAAAGGCGGUUCGGCUGUGCUAUCUCCAGACGAGCUGAAGAAACGAGGGCUACUCUUGUUAGAGCCCUUCGCAAGCCAGGGCGUAGACGUCAAGGUGGACGUCACGGUUCUCGCACCGGCUCCCGGCGCGGUCCACGCGUAG
Messenger RNA from Epithele typhae, 1329 nucleotides. RefSeq lists its product as uncharacterized. NCBI's taxonomy places the organism in Eukaryota, Fungi, Basidiomycota, Agaricomycetes, Polyporales, Epitheliaceae. The record is from RefSeq and is a predicted model, not a curated record. The transcript has a single exon. The coding region runs from base 1 to 1329 and encodes 442 amino acids.